Molecule: messenger RNA, 1593 nt
Organism: Exophiala bonariae
Lineage: Eukaryota; Fungi; Ascomycota; Eurotiomycetes; Chaetothyriales; Herpotrichiellaceae
Exons: 2
Coding region: 1-1593 (530 amino acids)
Biological process (GO): protein import into peroxisome membrane
Cellular component (GO): peroxisomal membrane
Molecular function (GO): protein-macromolecule adaptor activity
Source: RefSeq, a predicted model, not a curated record
AUGAUAUCAGCCACACGACGCUGGCUCAGGCGGAAUCGCAAUGGUAUUGCCAUUGGUGCUGGCGCCAUAGGUGUCACAUAUCUCGCUGGUCAGUAUGUCCUGGGCAAGAUCAAUGAAGCCAGAGAGCGCAUGCAGAUGGACAGGAUAGCGAAAGAGAACAUCCGGCGGCGCUUCGAACAAAACCAAACGGAUUGUACAAUCACUGUCCUCGCACUCCUACCCACACUGACUGAGAAUAUCCUGGAAGAACUCCCAGUCGAGCAAUUGACUCAUGAAUUACAACAGAAGAAGGCCGAAAGGCUGGCACGUGCUUCAGGAGAAGGAAAGUCGGAGGCUUCGAGUAUACAGGAUGGCGAUAAUGCAAGUCUAUCCAGUUUCCAAACCACCAGUUUCGCCCACACCAGUCAGAUCACUGGCCAACCUUCAUCAUUACCGAGAAGGACCAAAGCACAACUAUGGACCGAAGUCAAGGUCACCUCUAUCACCAGAGCUUUUACCUUAAUCUACAGCUUGUCUCUUCUCAUUGUCCUGACUCGGAUUCAACUGAACCUGUUGGGUCGUCUCAAUUACUUAUCGUCCGUCAUCUCCCUAACCCAGCCACCUCCUCCAGGCCGGGCCAACUCUAUUUCUCUCGAAGAUCAUGAUAACGGAGGUGCAGGCACCGGUUUCGGCAACGAUUUCGAAACCAAUCGGAGAUAUCUGACCUUCUCCUGGUACCUGUUGCAUAGAGGAUAUGCACAGAUCAUGGCCAGAGUGCGAACAGCUGUAGAAGAGGUGUUUGCAAAUAUUUCCCCCAGUGAAGGCAUCACUGCUGCAAGGCUGAGCGACUUGGUUCUUUCUGUUCGGAAGCACGUGGAGGGCAACACCGAGGAGCAGAGAUAUGCUACUCGAUGGCUCCCCUACGUCCUACCACCCCGAGAAGAGGAAGAAGCCGUACUGGUGGAAUCGGGUGUCAUCACUCCACCACCUUCAUCUCCAGGUCACUCUUCCGGCGACCUUCUGGAUCAUGGUGCAGGCUCUUAUGUGGACACAUCCACAGGGCCUCUGCGCCUAUUAUUGGAUGAAACAGCGGACCUGAUCGAUUCUCCCACCUUUACCAGAAUUCAUUCAUUACUCCUCGGAUCCAUGUUCUCACAUCUCAUCGACAGCCGCAUCAUCCCUAAGGCAUAUCCACAACAUCAACCACAAUCACCUUCUUCCUCACUCUCAAAUAUACCACACCCUCGCAUUCAGGAACUUGACUCGGCAGUCACAGUCGUGCCAGGAGAACCCAGAGUGAAGCUGGCCAAUCUUCUGGCCGUAUUUACCCGUCAAGCGCAUGCGAUAGGCAACGGAAACAAUCCCCCCAAUGAGUACGUGUCCACCGCGGAAGCUGAAGUGCGGGAGCUGGAAGCUUUUGCGGCUGUGAUCUACGCCAGUAACUUAGACCAAAACAUUGAAGACCACCAGUCACGCUCGGGCGAAAGCUCGAUCAAGGCAUCAAGUGGCGUUGGUGUCAGUGAGGUGGGCACAGAACCCGUGGAUGAGAUGAUUGAAAGCAAGUUGGAGAGUGCGUGGGAGAGGAUUUCAGGCUCAGCCAUAUCUACGAGAUGA